AUGAGACUUCGCUCCUUUCUUCUGCGGUAUUAUCCGCCAGGGAUUACGCUGGAGUAUGAAACCUCAUCUGGUGAAGUGGGUGAAAAGACAAUAGAUCUCCUUACACUUACACCGCAGACAAAUUUAGAGCGGCUUGCCGCAGAAAUUAUUAAGGAGGAACCACUACUUACGGAAAAGUACGCCUCGCAGUUAAUUACAUAUCUGCAGAGGUUAGUAGAUAAGCUAAAGGCUGGGUAUAAUACGAAACAGACGUUUUACCUUUUUAAGACUCUCCGAGCACAUAUGUUACCCUUAACGAAUUGUGCCUUCAAUAAAGGGGGAGAUUCUUUUAUUACAGGCAGUUAUGAUCGCACAUGUAAAGUGUGGGAAACCGCUACUGGUUCUGAAAUUGUGUCAUUAGAAGGACACCGUAAUGUUGUGUACUCGGUAUCAUUUAAUAAUCCUUAUGGAAAUCGAGUGGCUACAGGAAGUUUUGAUAAAACGUGCAAAAUAUGGGAUGCCAGUACGGGUCAAUGCUAUCAUACAUUAACGGGUCAUAUGGCUGAGAUUGUGUGUAUGUGUUUUAAUCCACAAAGUACACAUCUCGCAUCUGGAUCAAUGGAUUAUACAGCUAAAGUAUGGGAUUUGGAAACUGGUAGAGAAGCCUAUACACUACUUGGACACACCGCAGAGAUUGUAUCCCUUAACUUCAAUACCCAUGGAGAUCUUAUUUUAACUGGAAGUUUUGAUGCGAGUGCCAAAUUAUGGGAUGUACGUACAGGUAAAUGUGUUCACACACUUUCUUCUCAUCGUGCGGAGAUUUCAUCUACACAAUUUAAUUUUGCCGGAAACUUAUGCAUAACGGGAUGUAUUGAUCGUUCCUGUAAAGUCUGGGAUGUGCGAGCGGGGAAGUGUCUCUCCACACUACGAGGCCACACAGAUGAAAUUCUCGAUGUGGCCUUCAGCACCACGGGUUCAAUGAUUGUCACUGCGAGUGCUGAUGCCACUGCCCGUGUUUACGAUACCGCCUCUUGUAAUUGUAUUGCCACGCUGUUGGGACAUGAGGGGGAAAUCUCAAAAGUGCAGUUUAACCCGCAGGGAACGAAAAUUAUCUCCGCCGCGAAUGAUAAGACGUGUCGGGUGUGGAAUAUAGAAACAGGGGAAGCCAUUCAGGUUCUCACAGGCCAUAAUGAUGAGAUAUUCUCAUGUGCCUUUAACUAUGAAGGAGAUACAAUCCUUACAGGAUCAAAGGACAAUACAUGUGGAAUUUGGAAAAGUUAA
This is a messenger RNA of Trypanosoma theileri, 1260 nucleotides long. Its product is annotated as WD domain-containing protein. The transcript has a single exon. The record is from RefSeq and is a predicted model, not a curated record. Gene Ontology annotation, cellular component: cytoplasm; nucleus. Gene Ontology annotation, molecular function: ubiquitin binding. Lineage: Eukaryota; Euglenozoa; Kinetoplastea; Trypanosomatida; Trypanosomatidae. Gene Ontology annotation, biological process: proteasome-mediated ubiquitin-dependent protein catabolic process; ubiquitin recycling. The coding region runs from base 1 to 1260 and encodes 419 amino acids.